CCCUCAGCAGCAGCGGCUUGUCCUGAUCGCAGCUCCAUAGUUGACUCGCUGAAACUUUAUUGUUUUUUCAACAGCGGACAGCGACGAACAACGGUUCUGACGCUGCAGCCUUUGAAAUGGCGUCGGUGCAGUCAAAUAGCGCCGUUACUUGUCGUUGUUGAGCUCGUGUAGGUCGCUUCAGGUGGUGGUUUCCUGCUCCAGUGUGAACCUCUGGCUCUGGCCAACAUACUCGGCUAUUACAGAGUUGAUAAACAAAAAAUGUGGUGAAGCAAAUUGUCAAUAAUUGACGUUGCAUAAUAAGGCCGCAGCUAACCCCGGGCUUGCGUAGGGAUUACAGCGGCUUUUGGAUGCUUGGCCCUGCCGCAGCUCGAUGUCGGUUUCCCGGUGAAUCCUGGUGGACAUGUGUAGUUAAAUCAGGAAUCUGGAGCUGAAGUGUCCGGCUUAUAGUUCAGAUCUACAGCAACAGUACCAUUCAUUAUGAAUUAAGUCUUUAAAUUGUUAAACAGCCGCUACUCCCAAAUUUGAAAUCCUCAGAAAUAAUAAUUGAUUGUUGGUUCUCACACACACACACUCGACAUGGCAUCAGUGCCAGUGUACUGCUUGUGUCGCCUGCCAUACGAUGUGACACGCUUCAUGAUCGAGUGUGACAUUUGUCAAGACUGGUUCCAUGGAAGCUGUGUUGGGGUUGAGGAAGACAAAGCAGCUGAGAUUGACCUAUAUCACUGUCCCAACUGUCAAGUCAGCCAUGGGCCGUCUGUCAUGCGCAAACGCCGUGGAGGCAACAAGCAGACAGAGAGUGGUGCUACUGGAGGGAGAGAUCCAAGUCGGCCCGUUAAGACCGGCAGUACACAGUUUGUUAGGGAGCUACGGAGCCGCACCUUCCCAAAUGCGGAUGAAGUCUUGCUAAAGCCUACUGGGGCCCAGCUGACAGUGGAAUUUCUAGAAGAGCAUUCAUUCAGUGUUCCUGUCAUGGUGCUGAGACGGGAUGGCCUAGGCAUGACCCUUCCCCCAGCGUCAUUCGGCGUCAGUGAUGUAGAGCACUACAUAGGAGCAGACAAAGAGAUUGAUGUGAUAGAUGUGUCGCGACAAAGUGACAUGAAGAUGAGGUUGGGAGAAUUCGCUGAAUAUUACAACAGCCCCAACAGAGAGAAAGUGCUAAAUGUCAUCAGCCUGGAGUUCUCUGAGACCAGGCUCUCAAACUUGGUGGAGACUCCAAAGAUUGUGAGAAAACUGUCGUGGGUGGAAAACCUCUGGCCUGAGGAGUCUGUGUUUGAACGCCCCAAUGUGCAGAAGUACUGCCUAAUGGGAGUGAAGGAUAGUUACACAGACUUCCACAUUGACUUUGGGGGCACCUCCGUAUGGUACCAUGUCCUCAGGGGCGAGAAAAUCUUCUACCUGAUUUCCCCCACUCCUGCCAACCUAGCGCUUUUUGAGCAGUGGAGUUCUUCAUCUAACCAGAAUGAGAUGUUUUUUGGAGACCAGGUUGAUAUGUGCUAUAGGUGUUCAGUUAAACAAGGAAACACAUUGUUCAUACCAACAGGGUGGAUUCAUUCUGUCCUGACUCCAGUGGACUGCCUGGCCUUUGGAGGAAACUUCUUGCAUAGUCUUAACAUUGACAUGCAGCUCCGAGCAUAUGAAAUAGAAAAGAGAUUAAGCACAGCAGAUUUGUUCAGAUUUCCCAACUUUGAGACUGUGUGCUGGUAUGUUGGAAAACAUCUUCUUGAUACCUUCAGAGGCUUGAGAGAAAAUCGCAGACACCCAGCCACAUAUCUGGUUCAUGGAGCUAAGGCCCUGAACAAUGCCUUCCGCGGCUGGACCCGAAAAGAGUCUAUAACAGGUCAUGAGGUUGAGAUUCCAGAAACCAUCAACACUCAAACGCUAGUGAAGGACCUGGCCAAGGAGAUUCGUCUGGUUGAGGAUAUCUUCCAGCAAAACAUUGGUCGCACUGGACCUCAGUUUCCUGGCUCACCAGUCUCGAAAGCUCCCCUGACCCCCUCUCAGAAUUCAGGACGCCCCCCUGGAAAAAAGAAAACACCCAAACCUAAAGAAGUGAUUGGGGGCAUUGCGCCCCCAGGAACCAAGAAGAAGAGUCAAAAGGGGCUGCUUAAAGCAGAAGCAGGAGAACUGGACCUCAUUGAGAUCCACACCAAACAUACACUCAAGAAGUUCCACAGUGGUAAAUCCAAAAACAAGAACAAGUUGGAUUUGCCAUUAGAAGAACUUGAAGGGAAGCUAAAUAAAAGCAAACUAAAACUUGUGCUGUCUAAUGGAAAAAUCCAAGGUAAGAAGGUUGGCAGUAAUGGUGCAGGAGGUGCGGCAAAGUUCAAACAUCUUGCCAUGGAGGGAUCCAGUCAGUCUGACCUCGAGUCUGAGGACGAGCUGCAGAUUGAUGAGACUCCACCUCCACGUCGGAAACCUGCAGGACCCAACAAGAAAAAGAAACUAAGCGGUCUUCCUAGAAAGCUGCCCAGAGCCAAACCGUGCUCUGACCCCAAUCGCAUCAGGGAGCCUGGAGAAGUAGACUUUGACAUUGAGGAGGAUUACACAACAGAUGAAGAGGCACUGGCUGCUCAUGGAGUGAAGGGUGGAGCAGGGGGCAUUCUGGACUUAUUGAAGGCCAGCAAACAAGUAGCAGGCUUGGACUCUGCAUCUCUUAGUGAGGAAGCCCCAGCCUCUCCAAGUACGCGGGAUGCCAUUCAGGGUAUGCUGUCCAUGGCCAACCCUCCAUCCUCGUCCUCAUCUUCCUCCUCUUCUUCUCCCUUAUCCAUCUCUGGAGGCCUGACAGAGGGAUUGGGGGUGGUCAAGGAAAAGGGCGGCAGGGCUGUGUGGAUGACUGGAGGGGUUAAAAAGACAGGAGGUCCUGAUAAGAAACCAGUCGUCCAGCGGCCUGGGAAACGGCCAAUUAAACGUCCAGCGCGUCACUUUAGUGAUGAGGAGAGUCCAGAUGAGCAAGAAACUCUGGGAACGUGUUUUAGAGAUUCUGACUAUGUUUACCCAUCCUUGGAGUCUGAUGAGGAGGACCGUGCCAACAGGGCUAAGGCAAAGCGCAAGAAAAACUGGGAUGAUACACCUUGGAGCCCUAAAGCCAGAGUGAUGCCCACCCUUCCCAAACAAGAUCGGCCAGCCAGAGACGGGGCUAGAGUUGCAUCUGUAGAAACUGGUCUUGCCGCUGCUGCUGCCAAGCUGGCACAACAAGAACAGAAAAAGCCUGCUAAAAGGAAGUACAGCAAAAAACCGCGUCCUCCUGCUCCAGUAGUUGCUCCUCCCCCUGUUGAGACUGAGGCAGCCCCAGCCUCCCCACCACCUGCUCCAGAGUCUACAGCAGACUUCAGCCCAGAAAGGAGAAUGGAUUACUUCUCUGCUAGUCUGAUGGACCAUGAAUACACAGCAGGACCAGGACCUUUUGGCCCUGGAGGCCCUAGAGGUAGCGGAGCCAUGGCCCCUGGUGUGUUCCUCACAUCUCGACGCCCUUCCCUGUCUCCGCAGAACAGCAGCUCUCACUCUGCUGUGUCUCCUGCAAGUUCGGCCAGCCAAGGCACAACAGGAGUUGGUCAAGGGAAACGCCCAAAGAAAGGACUUGCUACUGCAAAACAGAGACUUGGAAAGAUUUUGAAAAUUCAUCGCAACGGCAAACUUCUCUUGUGAGAGAUGUUGGAAACAUAGCCGAAAAGAUGUUGGAAAUGUGGGAAUCAAGAGAAAUGAUUUUGUGGAAGUAGGUCUGAAGGAAAUAGAAAUAGUAAUCUAUAUUUUCUACUCUAGAUAAAUUUGUUUACUGUUUUCACCUGUUAAUUGAACCCCACUAUAUUUUGUCCUACACCAAGUCUUCAGCACAAGUAGCAGUCUGUUUUGGCACUUCACCUAACAAUAUCUUCAUAAAGAUAUUUUCAGAGGCAUAUCUGUUACCUAAAACAGAUCACUGUAAUGCCCUAGAUAUACACUCACUCUGGUAAAUAACACAUUUGACAAGUGUUUCAAAAAUGACAGGUGGACAGCGAUUUAACUAGCUAGAUUAACUAGCAUAAUAAAUAAAGACUGAAUAGUUUUCCUUUUUUUUCUUUUGCUUAUAUCUUUGGCCAUUUGUAGAGGCUGUAUUUAUGCAAAUACAUUGUACUGUCCAUCUUAAUUUUUUUUUAAAGGGAAAGAAAAACAACACAUUGUCAGGUAAAAUUACCCCAAUCCCGCAUAAACGAUGACAGCCAUGCAGUUGUAAUAUGAUAUUUCCUUAAUUUUACCUCAUAAAUCCAUGCGCGGUAUGGUAAUCACAGCAUGCCAACCUUUUACAAACAAUGAACACACCUAAUAUGCACUUGGUCAGCACUCAGUAUGAAACUGCAAUUAAAUGAAAAUGUAUUAGUUUUACAAAUUUCUCACUUGCCCCGCUCAGACCUGGUAUUGACAUUGAUCAUGUUAGAUCCGAUCAAAAGUGUGUGUGCGUGCGUGUGUCCUAAAUAUUUGUCCUUUGACCACCUGGGAUGAGAUCUCACUUCUGUGCUCAGUAUGCAAAUACAUAUGCACGUCAUUUAAGUUCACUAACACCAAACUAUGCUGCUUUUAGCCAGUCCUGAGUGUACGGAUUUCUCAAUUGUAGAUGUGUUUGUGUGUCAGCACAAGUGACAGAGCAGAGACAGGAAGGCAGAUCUUUUUUUUGGUUGAGUUUUUACUCAUUUGAAAAAAAUAAUAAACAUGUGGUAGUCAGUGUUAAUACACUGGCCACAAACAAAUCAAUUCAUGGGAAACAGGAGAAGUGUAAAAAUACUUCUGUUUCUUAUUAAAGUGCAGCACGUCAGAGGAUGUUAACUGAGUAGUUGAAAUUCACAAGUGGCCCAGGACAAACUUGUGUUCACACAACUAAAAGAAUGUGGCAACAUGGUCCCAGACCACUUUCGAAUGUGGUCUGAAUGACUGACUUGGUCUCAAAUGUGUCCUUAAUCUGUUUUGUAUCUGGUUGCUUUCACACCUGUACUAAAAGCUGUUCACUUAUAAUUGGAUCACUCACUACAAACUCUAAUAUCAGGUCUCAAUGGGGUCGCUGUUAUUUGCAAUCCAAUUUUCCUCCACUGUUGUUCUACACUUAAAAUAUUAAGCCGGCAAUGUGAUACAGUUCUAUUUAUUCUGAUCAUAUUUAACAAGACAAUGCUUUGUCGCCUCCUAGCCUGUUUUACUGUCGAAUGUUUGUACCACCUCAUCUUCUUGCACCCCACUUUUGUUAUUUUCAACCAUUUAAUACCUGUACAAACAUUUAGUCAUGAAUUUGUUACAAUUUUUUACAGUUUAAGUUGUCAUUGUAAAUAUUUGUAAUAUUUGUAAUUUAUAUAGCUACAUUGGAAAAGCUGAAGAGACUAGUCUGCUGCAGGUUGCCAUAAUCUGUGCCCCAAGUAUUUGCAGCAUUCUUGGAUUAGACAUACACAUGUGCUUUCUUUCCACAGAAUGUACUAGUAAUAAAAUGUUGGCAGAAAUGCAGAUUUAACUGUGUGAAAACAUUGUGAAGGUGCGAAAUAUCAAUUCAUAUGUAAAUAUAUGUUGUAAUUUAAGUUCUUUUAUAGUUCAAACAGUUUGAAAUCUUUCUUAACAUAACUUGUACAUGAUACAUUGCUGUAUUUGGAAAAUAUCGGAAAUAGUUCAUUUUUUAUAUUUGUAUGCAGUAAAUGUCACGCUUAGUUUGUCAUGUCUUGUUAGUAUAUUAUUGGAAGUGUUCUUGAUAAAAAUGCCCUUGUUAAAUUUCAUCAAUUUAGUUUUAUAUGAAUUGUUAAUGUUCACUCUUGUGUUGGUGUGUACUUUGUGUUUUAAACAUGAUGUGUUUAAAUACGACCUGGAAAAGAUAAAAUACAUGUUGGGCCAAAA
Pleuronectes platessa (European plaice) is the source of this 5841-nucleotide messenger RNA. It is a transcript of the gene phf8, whose product is annotated as PHD finger protein 8. Gene Ontology annotation, molecular function: histone demethylase activity; transcription coregulator activity. The coding region runs from base 577 to 3645 and encodes 1022 amino acids. The record is from RefSeq and is a predicted model, not a curated record. NCBI's taxonomy places the organism in Eukaryota, Metazoa, Chordata, Actinopteri, Pleuronectiformes, Pleuronectidae. The transcript is spliced from 22 exons. Gene Ontology annotation, biological process: regulation of transcription by RNA polymerase II; protein demethylation.